Molecule: messenger RNA, 4870 nt
Organism: Cottoperca gobio
Lineage: Eukaryota; Metazoa; Chordata; Actinopteri; Perciformes; Bovichtidae
Product: frizzled-7-A-like
Exons: 1
Coding region: 597-2294 (565 amino acids)
Biological process (GO): non-canonical Wnt signaling pathway; canonical Wnt signaling pathway
Cellular component (GO): plasma membrane
Molecular function (GO): Wnt receptor activity; Wnt-protein binding
Source: RefSeq, a predicted model, not a curated record
CGAGUCCUGUAGGAAAACAAACGCUAGGAUUGGCUGAGACGCUGCGUCGGUUUCAAGGCGCCCUGCGUUCUGUUGGAGGGUCUUGUGAAUGGAGGGGGCGCCUGGAAACCGGUGGAAUCUGCACGGAGCGAGGAGAGCGAGCCUCUGGACUUCCAACCGCUCAACAUGUGAACCGACGCUCCGUUUGAAGUCAAGUCGAAAAACGAUGGAAAUAUAAGCAUUUUUAAGUUUAAAGCGUGUCUUGUUUUGCGCUAAAGUAACAACGUUUUCGUGAUACACGCGCUGGGAUACCUUGGGUUUGCAUUACUUCAAGAAAAUGGGACUUUAAGUGUUAUUUUCCCCGGGACGGGAGUGAGAGUGGGCUGCUUGGAGUCACUUACAAAGACCAUCAAGAAGUCAUGACACGACGAACGUUUCACUUGGAUUUAUCUUAAUAAAACACGAGGAAAAGACAAUUACGGCAAUUUCAACCCGAAGUACUCGGACUACAAGCUAAGUGUUGCGACAAUUAAUGUAGUUUUACUUGCUUUUCGACCGUUUUCAAGUCGCCCUACUUGGAUCAAAGUUUUUCCUUCCCUCCCCCCUCCUCUUCAACUAUGGCGGCGGCCAGGUCCACCAGUGGCUCCGUGUUGCUGCGGAUCAUGUGGCUGCUGUGCGGGCUGUCCUUCUCAUCGACUCAACAUUACAACAGUGAGAGUGGGAUAUCUAUUCCAGAACACGGGUUCUGCCAGCCCAUCUCCAUCCCGCUUUGCACCGACAUCGCCUACAACCAGACUAUCAUGCCGAACCUGCUGGGCCACACGAACCAGGAGGACGCCGGACUAGAAGUGCACCAGUUCUACCCUCUGGUUAAGGUCCAGUGUUCUGCGGAUCUAAAGUUCUUCCUCUGCUCCAUGUAUGCACCAGUCUGCACGGUGCUGGAGCAGGCCAUCCCCCCAUGUCGGUCCCUGUGUGAGCGUGCACGGCAGGGAUGUGAAGCCCUCAUGAAUAAAUUCGGCUUCCAGUGGCCGGAGCGGCUCCGCUGCGAGGCUUUCCCCGUCCACGGAGCCGGUGAGAUCUGCGUCGGCCAGAACACAUCCGAACCUAGCAGUCCUUCCUCCUCGUCUUCCCCCUUUUCACCCGAACUUGUGACCCUUCCCCCAAACAUGGGGCGCCCCAACCCACGCCCGCCCCAACACAACCAGUACCAGUUCUCCUGCCCUCUACAGCUGGAGGUGCCCACCUACCUGGGUUACCGAUUUAUGGGGGUCGACGACUGCGGGGCCCCAUGUGAGCCCACUAAACCAACCGGUAUCAUGUAUUUCCGUGAGGAUGAGGUGAAAUUCGGCCGGCUGUGGGUGGGGAUCUGGUCUAUCCUGUGCUGUGUGAGCACCUUAUUCACAGUGCUCACAUAUUUAGUGGACAUGAGGCGGUUCAGAUACCCAGAGAGACCCAUCAUCUUCUUGUCCGGGUGUUAUUUUAUGGUGGCGGUUGCCUACGCUGCUGGGUUUUUCCUGGAGGAUAAAGUUGUUUGUGUAGAUAAAUUCAAUAAUGACGGCUACAGGACAGUGGCUCAGGGGACUAAAAAGGAGGGCUGCACUAUCCUCUUCAUGGUGUUGUACUUUUUUGGAAUGGCCAGCUCCAUCUGGUGGGUGAUUUUGUCCCUGACUUGGUUCCUCUCUGCCGGGAUGAAAUGGGGCCAUGAGGCGAUUGAAGCUAACUCCCAGUACUUCCACCUGGCUGCCUGGGCUGUCCCGGCCAUUAAAACCAUAACCAUCCUCGCCAUGGGCCAGGUGGAUGGCGACGUCCUGACCGGGGUGUGUUUCGUUGGGAUCUUCAACGUGGACGCCCUUCGCGGCUUCGUCCUGGCUCCGCUUUUUGUCUACCUGUUCAUCGGCACGUCCUUCCUCUUGGCCGGCUUUGUGUCCCUCUUUCGGAUCCGCACCAUCAUGAAGCAUGACGGCACUAAGACGGAGAAGCUGGAGAAGUUGAUGGUGCGGAUCGGUGUGUUCAGUGUGCUCUACACGGUACCGGCCACCAUAGUGAUCGCCUGUUACUUCUACGAGCAGGCCUUCAGGGAGCACUGGCAGCGGACCUGGCACAUGCAGACCUGCAAGCGGUUCGCCGUACAAUGCCCGGUUCACAACUUCGCCCCCAUGACCCCAGAUUUCACCGUGUUCAUGAUCAAAUACCUGAUGACCAUGAUAGUCGGGAUCACUUCGGGUUUCUGGGUUUGGUCCGGAAAGACCCUUCAAUCAUGGCGGAGGUUCUACAAGCGCCUUAGCAACGGUAACCAUGGCGAGACAACGGUGUGAAGUUUCGAGGAAAGGCUCAAAGCCCCCGGGGUUUAGGAUUUAACAACCAUGUACAUGAGGUCAAAUAGCUUUCAUUUUUAAUACAAUUUUGGACUAUUUUUAAAGAGUUUUUUUCAGGUUGUGACAACAGUUCAGGCUUUUGGACACACAACCAAACUUUAAACUAUAUUGGAUUUUUUCUUUUUCUUUUUCAUUAUCAGACAGCCCACACUUCUGGCUUUUGCAUUUUUGGAUUAUAAACUGGUGUAAAUGGCCAUACUAGUCCCGGGACUGUAAUGCCAGACUGGUGAGGUUACUUUUCAUAUGAAACUCCAUGCGUAUUAUUGAUUAUAUCCUUAAUAUUACAAUUUGAAUGUACGUCCUGUCUACAAUGGUGAUAGUUUCUCUGUGGAAUACACCAUAACAGAAAAGACUCAAGCAGUGUGGCCUUCUGUCCAUGCAGCAGCAAAAAGGUCAAAGGUUUGAUCCCUACAGUAGCCACACCCUCUGACUGUGAAUACAUUAACUAGAGAUGUCUGGAUUAAUUAUACAUGUACAUGUUAAAUUACUCUUUUAGUUAAAGACUGAAAUGCUUUAAUAUGUGUUAGAUAUUGCAGAGUACAAUCUCGCCUGUUUUAAUCUGAGAAAAAGUCCAUCAACACGUGACUCCACCAUGCCAUUAUGUGCCAAGUGGCUGCCCAGAAAUCUAAAACUUUUGUUUCAUUUUUUACUUUAUUUUUUAACUUUUCAGACUGUUGAGUAUUUACUCCUAUAUUGAAUGUUCACUCCGAAGGUGAAUGAAGUUAUGUAUUGGUUUGCACAGCUAUCCUAAAGGUUAAAAGUGUUUAAAAAGGACUGAAUCAUCACAGGAUGACCUGGAUCAAACAGUCAAAGAGACCACACACACACACACACACCACACACACACACACACACACACACACACACACACACACACACACACACACACACAGGCCUCCACUCUCUGCUAUGAAGACACAACAGCUCAUUGUUUGUCUCUGUGUGUGGUCCCUCGACUGUUGGAUUCCCCCAUCAAAAAGACUUUAAAGCUUUUAAGACAUCCGAAGCACCAUUUCAAGGAUCCAGAUUUAAUCCAAACCGAGUGGAAAUGGUUGCUCAGGAUUUUUGAUGUUAUUUUAUCCUGGAUAAAGAUGACUGUACACCUGUAUUCUACCCAGUUUUCCCUCACUUGAAGUGUUACAUAGUUUUCACAAGCAGAGUUUUUAAGAAUCAUUAUUUCAGUGUCUAGGCAUCAUAACUCAAACUGCAUUUAUUUUCUCCGCGUCUGGAAACGGUACAAAUGUUUGAUGUUCUAAAUGGUGGAAACACAAAGGAAGGUUAACACCUUUUAUGGGAAUAUUUUUUAUUUGGAGAGAGCGCAGUAGAGACAGACUGUAGUAUUCAGUAGAGGUGUUUUUAUCUGGGACUGAAUCACUGGAGACUACAUCAAUUUAUUACAACAAAACUGUUAAUGAAAUUAAACACUAACAUUGCCCAGUGACCAGUUCAUGGUAAUAUUGUCUUUUUUAAAAACUUUAAUUAGGAAACCUCAUAACUAAAACAAGACAACCCCAACUUGUAUUUAAGUACUGCUAAUUUAUUUUCUGAAACCUACGUAGCUUUUAAAAUACUCAACACUCAUAAUUCAAGUGAGUAAAAACUAAAUUUAGAAAAACAAUGUCCUCACCUAACAGUACUGAAUACAUAAUUGGUAACAUUGGCAUCAACUUAAAACAGUAACCAGUGAUUUAGUCCCAUUAGUUGUCCUCUGUUGCAUGCGGCACUCUGGCUAUUUGAACUGAAUCAGCAAACUACAGUUUAUUUCUCUGACAAAAUAAUAAAAUCAGUAGGACAUCUUGUGUGGAAACCUGAGCAGAAAAUAAUGAUUGAGUCAGCUGCAAGGCAGCAUAUGUUCGCCAGAAGGUUUUGUUUCUUGUCAUAUAGCACAUUUUCUCUACACACUUCACAUGUAAAUGAUGAAUGGAAAAACCCUGCAGCAACAAGGGUAAACUCGCAACAUUAUGAACUUGUAAACCUGGUACUCUAGUUAUUUUUUAUCUUCAAAACUGCGUCCUGAAUCCUCACAUACUAAUACUAUAACAUAUACACUUAGGUACCAAUCUUCAUAGUAUACUGUUAAGCAGUUUUUGUACACAAUGUGUCACAUUUCUUAUGUGAAUGUACUACAUACCUCAAAUCCUGGUUAAAUGAGUAGGAUUGAGUUAGGAAUCAGUCGACACAACACGAGUCAUCUCUCGUCCAUGAUUUACCCUAACGAGGCAGAAAUAUUCUGUGUUAUUACCAUCAGGCAGCGGAGAUCUGCCGGUGUCGAUGAUACCAAACUGAUAUGUUUGUCUUGUACUAAGUUUUCAGAAGGAAUAUGAGUGUGUGUGUGUGUGUGUGAGGUUUUUUUAUUGGAACAUAUGCAACCUACCAAGUAAACACAGACUCUGUUUUGUAAAGGCAUAUUGUAUUUAUGGGGAUACUCAUUUUUGUCUUUUUUUACUUUUUUUAAAAAUGAGAUAAGCCUGUUGUAUGUGUACAGUUUGAAUAAAAUCGAUAAGGUUUGUAAUGCA